Messenger RNA from Lingula anatina, 393 nucleotides. RefSeq names its product nuclear apoptosis-inducing factor 1-like. The record is from RefSeq and is a predicted model, not a curated record. Lineage: Eukaryota; Metazoa; Brachiopoda; Lingulata; Lingulida; Lingulidae.
AUGGCAGAUAAGAAAAGAGGGCCCAAUUGGAGUUGUGAGGAGAAAGAGGUACUUGUUGAGGAAUUUUUAAAGCAGAAACACAUACUCAGGGGACGAUUCUCUACUAAGAUCACAGCACAAGCCAAAAAAGAUGCAUGGACCAAAGUAAUGAAUGGUGUAAACCAGACAAAUCCUGAUAUGAAGAGAGACAUCGAAAGUGUCAAAAAGAAGUGGGACAACCUCCUUUCAGGUGCAAAAAAGGACAUCAUCGAUUACAAAAAGGAACUGAGGAAAACCGGAGGUGGUCCACCACCACGUGAACUGCCUGCUCUCACAAAAAAAAAAUAUGGGAGGUUUUCGGAGAAGACUCACCAUCGUUGGGAGGACAAGAAUUUGGUAUCGAGUCUGGAUUAG